CGUCCGUCUCCUCCCCCCCCAACCUCUCCUCCGCCGCGGAGACCCCAAACCCUAGCUCCAAAUCGCGACCAUUCCCGCGAGAUUUCUCCCUCUAGGGAUACUCCUCGCGUUCUAAUCCAGCUCGAAUUUGCCAAGUUUGUUUUUUUUGGAUGCGAGUGUGGCUUGGCAGGGUGGUGAUGCCAUGAUGCACAUGCUGGUGGCCCCCGAUGUAGGCGGCGGAGGGGAGAUGCAGCCGUACGGCGGCGGCGCGGCGGCGCCGCUGGAGCAGGAGCUGGAGCUCCACCGCGGCAACGCUGACGACGGCCUCGAAGGCCACGUGCGGUGCUUGAGAUGUGGUAUAUCCGGCAAUGCAACGCCCCAUAUGCGCCGUGGCCCUGAUGGCCCAAGAACUCUUUGUAAUGCGUGCGGCAUUGCGUACAGAAAGGGGAAAAUGAGAAGAAUGAUAGAAGCUGAACCACCUAUAGAUGAAGCUUCACUUGCUAAGCUGGUUCCUGAUGUAGGCAUGGAAUUUGAGAGUGAGGAAAAGGCCUAUGAAUUCUACAACAAAUAUGCUGGACAUGUUGGUUUUAGUGUUCGGAAAAGUACAUCACAUAAAUCUUCUGAAAACAUUACCAAAGUAAGGACUUUUGUUUGCUCAAGGGAAGGUUACAACAGGGACAAAAAAUCAUUGGAAGCAAAGAAGCCAAGGUUGGAUACAAGAAUCGGUUGCCCAGCACGGUUGAUUAUUAAAGUCACACCAGAGUGUAAAUACAGAGUCACUGACUUCAAAGCAGACCACAACCAUCAGCUGGCCCCUCCUUCGACGAUGCAUAUGUUAAGGUCACAGAGGAUAUUGACAGAACUUCAGUCUGGCGAAGCAGAGCUGUCAGAUGAUUCUGUCGUGACGCCCACAACAAAAGCAACCGGUGACCUUGUUGUGAGACAAAUUGGUUUCCUUCGAAGUAUUUCUCUCCUCCCAGCAGAUUAUAAGAAUUAUCUCCGCUCAAAGCGUAUGAAGGCUAUGCAAGUCGGUGAUGGUGGCGCCAUAUUGAAAUAUUUGCAGACGAUGCAAAUGGAAAAUCCCUCUUUCUUUUACACCAUGCAGAUUGAUGAAGAUGACAAGCUAACCAACUUCUUUUGGGCAGACCCAAAAUCUAGAGAAGACUUCAAUCACUUUGGUGAUGUCCUCUGUCUAGACACAACAUACAAAAUAAAUGGAUAUGGCAGGCCAUUGUCAUUAUUCCUUGGAGUGAAUCAUCACAAACAAACAAUUAUUUUUGGUGCAGCUAUGCUUUAUGAUGAAUCAUUUGAGUCAUAUAGGUGGCUAUUUGAAAGUUUUAAGAUAGCUAUGCAUGGAAAACAACCAGCCGUAGCUUUAGUAGAUCAAUCUAUUCCACUUACUAGUGCAAUGGCAGCAGCAUGGCCAAAUACUACUCAGAGAACUUGUGCUUGGCAUGUAUAUCAGAACUCUCUUAAGCACCUUAAUCAUGUUUUCCAAGGUUCAAAAACAUUUGCAAAGGAUUUUAGCAGAUGUGUCUUUGGCUAUGAGGAAGAGGAAGAAUUUGUGUUUGCCUGGAGAAGCAUGCUAGAAAAGUAUGAUCUUAGGCAUAAUGAGUGGCUGUCUAAAUUGUUUGAGGAGAGGGAAAGAUGGGCUUUGGCAUAUGAAAGACAUAUAUUUUGUGCUGACAUAAUAAGUGCACUUCAAGCUGAAAGCUUCAGUAGUGUUCUGAAGAAGUUCUUGAGCCCUCAACUGGAUUUAUUGUCCUUCUUCAAGCAUUAUGAAAGAGCAGUUGAUGAGCACCGCUAUGCUGAGCUCCAAGCUGACUUCCAAGCUAGUCAAAGUUAUCCAAGAAUACCCCCAGCCAAGAUGUUAAAGCAGGCUGCCCAUACAUAUACCCCAGUGGUGUUUGAGAUCUUUCGUAAAGAGUUUGAGCUGUUCAUGGACUCUGUGUUGUUCAAUUGUGGGGAAGCUGGGACAACUUCUGAGUACAAAGUAGCUCCCUCUGAAAAAACUAAGGAACAUUUUGUUAGAUUUGACUCAAGUGACUGCUCCUGUAUCUGCACUUGUAGGAAGUUUGAGUUUAUGGGUAUUCCAUGUUGUCACAUGUUGAAGGUACUCGAUUACAGAAAUAUCAAAGAAUUACCUCAGAGAUAUCUGUUGAAGCGAUGGAGAAGGACUGCCAAGUCUACAAAUGAAGAAAACCAAGUGUAUGCAGCAAAUGGGAAUGGGUCAUCGUUAAAUUCCAUUGUACCUCCUGCAAAUCACCAUGGGCUCCAAGGCUUCAGUGCAAUGAUUCAGGACACUCCUGCUAAUAUGCAUGAAAAUUCGUUUCAUAGAAGCUCUUGAUGCAGGUGACUUGAAUUCAAAGAUUAUUCCUUCUGCACGGUGCCAGCUCCACGAUACUGGCGCUGAAGCAGUGAACAGGCCACUGCAGAGCUCCCGUGAAUAAGACGCCCAACUUGUAAAUUAUGCAGCUGUAGGAAAUCUCAGCUAUUGAGGCACCCCAUCAUUAGCAUAGGCUCUUAGACUAGAUGCUGGUGUGAAAUCAUGUGAUUGUGCUGCACCCAGGGAAAUUUUGUGCAUUAUGUAAACAGUCUUAUUUAUCCUAGCCCAUUUAUAAAAGAUCAAAGAAAUGUGAUCAGAUGUCAAUGCAGAGACUGCUAGUAUUUUAUGUAGUGCCUCUGAAACUUUUUGCAGGGCAAGUAGACCCCCUCAUGAUCAUCCAUCCUAGGAUGGUUUCAGUUAGGCCUUGGUUAAUUCCUACUACAUUCAUUUCACCUGCAGGUGAGCUGGACAGCUCAUGUAAUAAAGCUUUGGAAGCAAGACAAACCAGCUUGGAUGUGUGGAUCUCAGCAGGAGAGCUAAGCUGCCUUUGACGCUACAGUGGACAGCUGUGCUUUCAAGCCUGGCUCUGGGUGCAUUUGUGUCCCAUACGCACAGUUGCAUAAUGCGUGCAAAUGUUGUUCAUGUCCUCUCAAUGAAUCGUAUAUCUUGGGAGCUUCGAUAAUGCUGCUACCCAUGUGUGUCCUUGAAAACUUUCGAUGUGCUUUCGUGGUCU
This is a messenger RNA of Oryza brachyantha (malo sina), 3038 nucleotides long. RefSeq names its product protein FAR1-RELATED SEQUENCE 5-like. The transcript is spliced from 5 exons. Lineage: Eukaryota; Viridiplantae; Streptophyta; Magnoliopsida; Poales; Poaceae. Gene Ontology annotation, biological process: regulation of DNA-templated transcription. Gene Ontology annotation, molecular function: zinc ion binding; sequence-specific DNA binding. The coding region runs from base 182 to 2326 and encodes 714 amino acids. The record is from RefSeq and is a predicted model, not a curated record.